Molecule: messenger RNA, 717 nt
Organism: Entrophospora candida
Lineage: Eukaryota; Fungi; Glomeromycota; Glomeromycetes; Entrophosporales; Entrophosporaceae
Source: the annotation of a GenBank genome assembly
AUGGAAAAAUACAAAAUUUAUUUAUUUUUAUCUAAAAAAGGUAUUAAUGGUGAAUUAAAGCCUCAUCAUAUAGAGGUCUUUUCCGGCAAUUCAGAGGAGGUGAGUAGGGAAAUUCAACCAAUUUUAAUAAGUUUAAAUAGUAGAAACCCUAUCUUGGCUUUGCUUGAUGAUAAAUAUAACGCAAUACGUUUUAAGGAUGUUAUGGACACAAUAUCAAUGAAUAAAGAAGAAGUAUGUUCUCUACUUAGACCCUAUGAUAUUAUUAACAUUGUUAUGAAAGAUAAUAAUGAUAAAAUUUGGAAUUCUGCCUUUCAAGCCCAGUUUAACACUUUAGAUGAAUUCCUAAAAAAAAAUGUGAGUGACCAAAAAAUGUUUAUAUAUCGUUCUAUUAUACCUUUCUGUGAUCCCGAGUCAAUUAAUUUUCACAUUGAUUUAACCGUUAAAUACAAUUAUGGUGAAGAAGGUGGCGGAGCAAGAAAUGUAGAAGCUUUUCAAAGAGCUUAUAAAAAAGAUGGUAAUGUAGAAACUCUUUUUAAAGAACUUGGAUUAGGUCUUGCAGAAGGUAUUGUUGGAAGAGUUUUAGGAGGCUUUAGAGAAGAUCCUAUUGGAAAAGUUGCAGUAGACGUUGCAGAAAGUGUUAUUGGAAUGAAUGUUGAAAGAAGUUUUACGGAAGAAGUUAAAAAAUCUAUAGAACUUGAAAACAUUGAAUUAAAAUGA